This is a messenger RNA of Medicago truncatula (barrel medic), 1883 nucleotides long. Its product is annotated as probable aminotransferase ACS12. The record is from RefSeq and is a predicted model, not a curated record. Bases 180 to 1778 code for a protein of 532 amino acids. Gene Ontology annotation, biological process: biosynthetic process; amino acid metabolic process. Gene Ontology annotation, molecular function: pyridoxal phosphate binding; aromatic-amino-acid:2-oxoglutarate transaminase activity; L-aspartate:2-oxoglutarate transaminase activity. NCBI's taxonomy places the organism in Eukaryota, Viridiplantae, Streptophyta, Magnoliopsida, Fabales, Fabaceae. The transcript is spliced from 4 exons.
AAAAAGAGAGAAAAAACAAAACAAACACACACUCAUUUGGCGCACACAUCCAUCAUCACCAUCACACUUGUUUCUUCCUCCCUUCUUCUUCUCCUCCUUUCCUUUCCUUUCUCUCUCACUCACUCAAUCCUCCUUCAUUCCUUCAACCACACAAACCAAUCCACUAAAAACCCGGGUCAAUGACCCAAACCCAAAAAAAACCUACCAACCCCAAAAAAACCCAAUCUGAACCACCUUCCUCUUCUUCUUCAUCCUCUCGAACCGGAAUGAAACUUAUCGUUCCUCUUCAAGCCGUAGUUCAAGGUCGCAACGGUUUUCUCCUGGGUAGUUUAAUCCCUUUGUCACUCUUUUACUUUCUUCAACUCUACCUUAAACGACGUCGUUCUGAGAACAAUAACAAUACUCCUUCUUCUCCUACUACGCUUCUUCUUCCUCGUUCUUCUUCUCGUUCGAAUUUAUCCUCUCGUGGCUCUAUUUCGCGUGUGAGAGUAUCGAAACUAGCGAAUGUUGUUGCCAAACGUGAUGAUUCUCUUUAUUAUGUUGGAAUUGAAAGAGUUGAGAAAGAUCCUUAUCAUGUUAAGUUUAAUCCUAAUGGGAUUAUUCAGCUUGGUUUGUCUGAUAACAAGUUGAGUUUGGAUUUGAUUGAGAAAUGGUUGGUGAAGAACUUGGAGGGAUCAAUGAUGGGGAAUGAAGAUAUCAAUUUAAGUAUAAAUGGAAUUGCGCCUUAUCAAUCAUUUCAUGGAUUGAAUGAAUUGAAAAUUGCGUUGGCAGAUUUUAUGCAUCAGGUUAUGGGAGGAUCAGUAGAAUUUGACCCGUCGAAUAUGGUACUAACAUCGGGAGCAACUCCUGCAAUUGAGAUACUAUCGUUCUGCUUGGCAGACCAUGGGAAUGCAUUCCUUGUCCCUACACCUUAUUAUCCAGGUUUUGACAGGGACGUAAGAUGGCGUCCAGGGAUAGAUUUAAUACCUGUUCACUGUCGAAGUACCGACAAUUUCAAUCUAAACAUCACUGCCCUUGAACAAGCAUUUAGUCAAGCAAGAAAACGAGGAGUGAAAGUUCGCGGAAUUCUCAUCUCGAACCCUUCAAAUCCUGUUGGCAAUAUUCUUACACCAGAUAUGCUUUUCAGUCUUCUAGACUUUGCUGAAGAUAAAAACAUUCAUAUCAUUGCUGACGAAGUAUUUGCAGGCUCCACGUACGGAAGCGAGGAGUUUGUGAGUAUAGCCGAAGUUCUCGAUUCAGAAUAUAUAGAUAAAAGCCGCGUUCAUAUAGUAUACGGCCUAUCAAAAGACCUCUCGAUUGCUGGAUUUAGAGUCGGAGUUAUACAUUCACACAACAAAACUGUUUUGGAUGCUGCCAAAAAAAUGAGCAGGUUUUCAGCUAUAUCUGCACCAACACAAAGGUUAGUUACUUCAAUGCUUUCCGAUAAACGAUUCAUCCAGGAAUACAUUGAAACCAACCGAAAUAGAAUAAGACGGGUGCACGAUGAGUUUGUGGAUUGUUUAACCAAACUAGGAAUCAAGUGUGCUAAGAGCAGCGCCGGUAUGUUCUGUUGGGCUGAUAUGAGUGGUUUAAUCAGACCUUAUAGCGAGAAAGGAGAACUUGAAUUAUGGGAGAAGUUUAUGAGUGUUGCUAAGAUAAAUAUAACUCCUGGAUCGGCUUGCCAUUGCAUAGAACCAGGAUGGUUUCGUAUUUGUUUUACAACUAUAUCGUUCGAGGAAAUCCCUGUAGUUAUUGAUAGGAUUCGGAAAGUUGUUGAAAGUUGUAAAUCUUCCGAUUGAAUUUCCUUUAUUUUUUUCUUACAAUUAUGAUUACUGCCUCUUGUUGCUGCUUUAUUAUAAUUUUUUGGAAGGAAAGUAUACAACCCUAGAUAUCAUUCAAGUUUA